GCAGGCUGAGCUUCCAGUCGAGUUUACAAGGAGAGAAAUAUGUGCUCCACUCGGUGAGGACGGACUUUACGGAAGCGCGGUCCGACAGAGGAGACACUCAGACUGUCAGCUCGUGUUUUAACGAACAGAUUUAAGGACCGAAACGUCAGCGGGAGACAUUUUGGCUCUGACCGUUAGCUAACUGGGAGAAGCCGCGGGGACCGAGGGUCAGCAGAUGGGGCAGGAAUGGCUCGGCCGAGGAAGAAAAGCAGUCCGGGGUGUUUAGCAUGAGGCUCUGCGGGGGGAGGCGGCCGGAAGACAACCAUAAAAACUACAAUAAUACUAAUAAUAACAAGAAGAAGAAGAAGGAGAGUCUGUGUGAGAGCUGCCCGGAGACAUUUAUUUACUCCAGCAGAAGAAGAAGAAGAUGAAGAUGAAGAUGAAGGGAGGCAGAGAGGAGCUGCUGGAGGUCUGCUGUCUGCUCCUGCUGCUGCUGAGCGGACACUCUCACUGCAGAGACUCUCAGCAGACAGAACACCUCUCUUCCUAUCAGCUGACUGUCCCUCGACCAAUAGGAGGCAGGCUGAGGCGGGACGUGGACGGAAGACCCCCCAAUCAGGUGUCUUACGUCAUCAGUGUGGAUGGAAACGACCAUGUUGUUCAUCUGGAGAGAAAUGAACUGCUGCUUCCUGCAGACUUCACCGUGUUCUCCUACAGUCACAACGGGUCACUCAUCACAUCCAGACCACCUGUGCAGAACCACUGUCACUACCAGGGCUUCGUUCAGGACAUGCAGGGUUCAUCUGUGGCUUUGAGCAUCUGCAACGGCCUCAGAGGAGUGUUGCAUCUCACCGACGACAGUUACGGCAUCGAGCCGCUAGACUCCGCCCCCGACCGGCACCUGGUUUACCGCCUGCAGGAUGUGAUGUCGCAGCCGCGGGGAUGUGGAACGCCGCACGACCACAACAACGCCACGGAGCGCGCUCAGCGCGAACCGGAGGAAAUCCCCCACAGACGGCACAGCAGGAUGAAGCGAGCGAUUCUCCAUCAGACUCACUACGUGGAGCUGCUGCUGGUGGUCGACCACGAGAGGUACAACUACAUGAACAGGAACGAGACGGCGGUGAGGGAGGAGAUGGUUCAUCUCGCCAACUUGGUCGACAGCAUCUACAUACAGCUGAAUGUUCGGGUGGUCCUGGUGGGGCUGGAGAUCUGGUCUCAGCAGAACCUGAUCAGCACCGAAGGAGGAGCCGGAGAGGUGCUGAGUCGCUUCACCCAGUGGAGAGAGAAAGAGCUGGUGUCCCGCCGCCGCCACGACUCGGCGCAGCUCAUCCUGAAGAAGAGUUUUGGGGCAACAGCUGGGAUGGCCUUCGUCUCCACGGUCUGCUCCAGGAGCCACGGGGGCGGGAUCAACGCGUUCAACAACAACAACCUUCCCUCGUUCGCCUCCAUCGUGGCUCAUGAGCUCGGUCACAACCUCGGGAUGAACCACGACGACGGGCGCUCCUGCACCUGCCCCACCCCCGCCUGCAUCAUGAACUCAGGGGCCACAGGAUCCAGAAACUUCAGCAGCUGCAGUGCCGAUGACUUUGAGAAGAUGAUCCUGCUGACGGGGGGAACGUGUCUCCUGAACGUCCCGCGGCCUGACGAGGCCUACAGCGCCCCCUACUGUGGGAACCGGCUGGUGGACGUGGGAGAGGAGUGCGACUGCGGAUCACAGAAGGAGUGUGAGGAGGACCCCUGCUGUGAGUAUCAGACCUGUAAACUGAAGUCUGGAGCGCAGUGUGCGUACGGAGAGUGCUGCUCCAAAUGUCAGUACCAACCAGGUGGGACGGUGUGUCGGUCCAGUACAGACGAGUGCGAUCUGCCUGAGUACUGUAACGGCUCCUCGCCGCUCUGUCAGAGCGACGUCUUCGUCCAGAACGGGCAGCCCUGCAGGAACCAGCGGGCCUACUGUUAUAACGGGAAGUGCCAGCACUACGACGGGCAGUGUCAGGCCAUAUUCGGACCCAAGGCGAAGGCGGCUCCUGAAAUCUGUUUCAAAGACGUCAACAGUAAAGGAGAUCGCUUCGGCAACUGUGGUUACCACAACUUUGGCUACAAGAAGUGUGAGAGCAGAAACGCCAUGUGCGGGAAGCUGCAGUGCUCUAACGUCCAGGCGGUGACGGUGUUCGGCAUCGAGCCGUCGAUCAUCAGCACGCCGAUCACCGGAGGCAAAUGUUACGGAGUCGACUUCAUGUUGGGAUCAGACGUCCCCGAUCCAGGGAUGGUGAACGAAGGGACCAAGUGUGGAGACAACAAGGUCUGUUUGAACUAUGAGUGUCGCAGCGCUGACAUCCUGAACUACGACUGUGACGUGGAGAAGAAAUGUCACGGACACGGGGUGUGUAACAGUAACAAGAACUGUCACUGUGACGACGGCUGGGCUGCACCUUUCUGUGAGGUCAAAGGUUACGGGGGCAGCGUGGACAGCGGACCCACCUGGAACGAUAAGGACACGUCUCUCAGAGACGGCCUGCUGGUCUUCUUCUUCCUCGUUCUUCCUCUGCUCGCUCUGGGUGCGUUUGUUUUCCUGCGCAGGAACGAGCUGCUGCGGCGGUUCGGGCUGAGCCGCAGGAAGAGGUCGCAGGGAUACCAGGCUGACGGCGCAGCUUCAGCCAAUCCCAGCAGAGGACCGACUCCCAGAGCGCAUCCUCCCCCCCGGAGCAACGGCAACAACAUCGUCAGAGACGGGCACCACGCUCAGCUUCUGCCACCACAGGAGGUGGUGGAAACCAGCAGGACAGCUCCCCCCCACGCCACGAGGCCUCCUCCUCCUCCUCUGAAACCGAAACCUUCCGCUACAUCACAGCCUCUGGUGCCUCAAAGACCCGCCCCCGCUCCACCUGUUUAACCAGUCAGGAGGCCCUGACACCCCUCCUCCUUUUCCUCUUCUUUAUCUUCAAACUCAGUCUCCACCCACUCAGUGCUGAUUAACUGGCAACAGCUAAAAAACGAUUCUGGAGCCAGAAUGGCCCGGGGCCGAACUACGAACUGGAUCGCUACACCAGGAAACUGGACCCAGUCAGACUGGACUGGGAAUUCUCCAGAACAAACAGCAACGCACUGCGACUGACCUGAAGCAGCUAUAGUCUUUCUUUCUUUCUUACAAGUGCAGCUGGGAGACAAAACCCUACUCCCAUCAGGCGACACAUUGUCUGCUCUGUGAUCAAACCAGCCAAUCAAAUCUCCAGAACGAGUACCUGUGACGUAGCCGAGCCAAAAACCAGAUGAACUUAUCAGUACCCAACCAAAAAUUUAUUCAGCAGCAUCAACCGUUUGUAUCCCUGUUGUUAAGCGUUAUUUAGCACGUUGACUGGCUAAUUAACAUUCGCUAGCUAACAGAAGAUACAAGAUCAUAGCAAAUGCUAGUUAGCUGCAGUGUUUCCUUAAUGUCAAACUGUUGCUAGCAUUACUGAGUAUCCACUGUGUAGUUAGUUAGCCAGUUUGUUAACUUAUGUUUAAUUUCAAAAGUUAUAAACAUGCUAAUGCCAUUUGGCCUUA
Molecule: messenger RNA, 3522 nt
Organism: Micropterus dolomieu (smallmouth bass)
Lineage: Eukaryota; Metazoa; Chordata; Actinopteri; Centrarchiformes; Centrarchidae
Gene: adam9a
Product: ADAM metallopeptidase domain 9
Exons: 24
Coding region: 407-2872 (821 amino acids)
Biological process (GO): proteolysis
Cellular component (GO): plasma membrane
Molecular function (GO): metalloendopeptidase activity
Source: RefSeq, a predicted model, not a curated record